Peniophora sp. CBMAI 1063 is the source of this 252-nucleotide messenger RNA. The record is from the annotation of a GenBank genome assembly. Lineage: Eukaryota; Fungi; Basidiomycota; Agaricomycetes; Russulales; Peniophoraceae.
AUGGGCAACGGUGCAAAGGCUCAGCAAAAACGCGAGCGCAACGCGGACAAGAAUGGGGCGAAGGGUGCGAGCAGCCAGAAGAAGGUCAACGAGGCGGCCAAGAACAUCAUAUGUACCGUCUGCAGACAGCCAUUCCUCGUCACCACACGUGCCCCGGCGCUUGAGCAGCACGCACUCUACUUACCUCACGCUCGACUGCAUUCUUCCAUAUCGUCUAUGUUGCCACCGCUGAUUGCGCAUAGACCUUCCUAG